Messenger RNA from Lachancea thermotolerans CBS 6340, 1305 nucleotides. RefSeq names its product KLTH0E13508p. Gene Ontology annotation, molecular function: transmembrane transporter activity. Gene Ontology annotation, cellular component: fungal-type vacuole membrane. The record is from RefSeq and is a predicted model, not a curated record. Lineage: Eukaryota; Fungi; Ascomycota; Saccharomycetes; Saccharomycetales; Saccharomycetaceae. Bases 1 to 1305 code for a protein of 434 amino acids. The transcript has a single exon. Gene Ontology annotation, biological process: transmembrane transport.
AUGAGUGAAACAAAGCUAGAAGGGCGCGAGGAAACUCUUGUUGACAACGAUUUGAGUUUGUUCCCAGACGGUGGCCGUGAGGCGUACACGGUUGUCGCUGGGGCUUGCAUGGGACUGACAUCCGUUUUCGGUGUAGUAAAUUCUGUGGGAGCAAUCCAGGCAUACAUAUCAGAACACCAGCUCAAGGCAGUGCGCACAUCGACUGUGUCAUGGAUUUUCGCAUUGUACGUGUUUGCUGUGUUCGCUAGUAAUGUUCUAUGCGGCUGCUACUUUGACCGCAACGGUUGCAGGACGGCGAAGUAUUUGGGCAUCAUCUUAUCAGUGGUUGGCAUAUUCUGCCUUGCCGAGUGCAAAGAAGUGUAUCAGUUUAUUCUGUGCCUCAGUCUGUUGUACGGCGUAGGAUCUGGCAUUCUCAUGACUUGCUUAAUAUCUAGCGUUUCCACAUGGUUCAACAGGAGAAGGGCUCAUGCAACCGCCAUUGCUAGCAUAGGGGGGUCGAUUGGGGGCAUCGUGUUCCCCAUAAUGCUGCGAAAGCUUUACAGCGAGGUUGGAUACGCGUGGGCUAUCCGAACCCUAGCCUUCAUAAUAACUGCGUGCCUGGUGCUAUCUACCGUUCUAACGAGAGAGAAUGCAGCUGUCAUGAAAUAUCAAAGGGAAAAACUACCUUGGAGAAAAACACUGCAAAUUUAUGUCAGAUACAGCUUGGACUUGGGUAGCUUGAAGGACUGCAAGUUUUUGUUUUGCACACUUGGCUGCUGUUUCGCAGAGAACGGCCUUAUUAUUACUACUACUUACUUCCCCUCAUACGCAAUUUCUAAGGGAGUCCCUGAAAGCACGUCCUAUGCUCUUAUUGCCAUAAUCAACGGUUGCGGAAUCCUCGGAAGGUGUUCUGGCUACAUUGCUGACCGCUUUACUGGUCGCUUCAUGAUUAUAACAAUAUGUCUGCUUCUCAUGACUUUGCUCAGCCUUGUGAUGUGGCUACCAUUUGGCCAUAGCCUGAAGGUUUUGUAUGCGUUCUCUGCGCUCUUCGGCGCUGUGUGCUCUUCGAUACUAUCCCUGGUGCCGGUGGCAAUGAGUCAGAUAUGCCGCACUGAGGAUUUUGGCAAGAGGUUUGGCUUAAUGUAUCUCAUGACAGCCUUAGCCAGCUUGGCUGUCAUGCCUGCUGGGGGCGCCAUUAUCGGAAAUGGUGGCGCGAAGCAGUACGACAAUUUCAUAAUAUACUGCUCAGUGCUGACAUUUUCCGCGGCAACUUCCUACAUCACUAGUCGUUUCUUCGCAGUGGGAACUAAACGUGUUAAGUUUUGA